This is a messenger RNA of Knipowitschia caucasica, 339 nucleotides long. The record is from the annotation of a GenBank genome assembly. NCBI's taxonomy places the organism in Eukaryota, Metazoa, Chordata, Actinopteri, Gobiiformes, Gobiidae.
AUGUCCCAGGAUCGACCCCUGUGGUACUCCACAGGGGGGGGGGGGGGGGGGGGGGGGGGGGGGGGGGGGGGGGGGGGGGGGGGGGGGGGGGGGGGGGGGGGGGGGGGGGGGGGGGGGGGGGGGGGGGGGGGGGGGGGGGGGGGGGGGGGGGGGGGGGGUGGGGGGGGGGGGGGGGGGGGGGGGGGGGGGGGGGGGGGGGGGGGGGGGGGGGGGGGGGAGGGGGGGGGGGGGGGGGGGGGGGGGGGGCCCCCCCCCCCCCCGGCCGUGCUGUUGUACUUGAGCGUCCACAGCAGGUGCAUUGGAUCACGGAGCGGAGAGAGGAGCGGCAUUAUGUGGUAA